Molecule: messenger RNA, 4407 nt
Organism: Ceratina calcarata
Lineage: Eukaryota; Metazoa; Arthropoda; Insecta; Hymenoptera; Apidae
Exons: 2
Coding region: 1-4407 (1468 amino acids)
Biological process (GO): DNA integration
Molecular function (GO): nucleic acid binding; zinc ion binding
Source: RefSeq, a predicted model, not a curated record
AUGGCACAACCUACAAUAGCGGCACAACCUACAAUGCUUAAUCAGAUUAAAUUUGAAACAUUCGACCCAAAUAUUACGACUUGGGAACGGUGGCUACAGAGAACGGAAUUAGCUUUUACCGUUCUGAACAUUAAGAACGAGGAGAGAGUGUGCUACCUGCUGCUACACAUAGGUGGGAAAGCAUAUGAUACCUUACACACGCAUAUGAAUGUUCCAGACCUAUCGAAAGUUUCGUACAAAGAAUUAACAGAUAAAUUACAUGAACUUUAUGCACCGGAAAAAUUAGAAAUCGCGGAAUGUUACAAGUUCGGCAAACGAAUGCAACAAACAGGAGAAGGAGUACAAGAGUACGUUACUGAAUUAAAAAGAUUAAGUAAGUACUGCAAUUUCGGUACUUUUCUGGAUACGGCAAUUCGCAAUCAAUUGGUACAAGGGUUACAUAAUGAAAGGAUACGUCAAAGACUUCUGGAAACAAAAGAUUUAACGCUUGAAAAAGCUGUACAAAUUGCAUCAGCCAUGGAACUAACGGAAAAGGAGGUAAAACAAUUGCGUCAUAAUACAAGUUCUGUGGAGUAUUUACAUGCUGAUAAAACAAAUCAUAAGAAGAAAAAUACGAAAUCAGUGGAUACAAGAAAGAACCAAUACGCUCAGCCGGGCAGAUUUACAACCGAUAAACAAGCAAAGAGUACUCAUACGUACAAAGCGGUUAAGUGUUACAGAUGUGGAAAAAAACAUUACGCCACAAAUUGCACACUUAACAAAAAUGUCAAAUGUAAUGCGUGUGGAACGCAAGGACAUAUUGCUACAGUUUGUUUCAAGAAGAAGCAAGGCACUUACCAAUUGGAGGAUGUGCAUACAAAUAGUAUUGAAGAGAUCCUACAACUGGAACAUACGGACCAGAGAGGGAAAUUCUACACCAAACUGAGGGUCAACGAUAGACUAGUGGACUUCGAAAUCGAUAGUGGAGCAGCUGUUACUGUAAUGUAUAAAGAACAAGCUAGGUCACUGUUUAAAGGUGAAGUAAUACACAGGACUGAAAUUAAGUUAGUUACAUAUUGUAAAAAUCAAGUAGAAGUAGUAGGUUUUAUUACUGUUAAUGUUAAGUUCGCGAAUACAAAUUACAUAUUAAAUUUAUAUUUAACGGAAGUGGAACGCGCUCCCCUUUUAGGUAGGGAGUGGUUGCAUCAGUUAUUACAUGGUAAUUGCGCAGAUACAUUAUUUGUUCCUACAUCAGAAGUAAACUCGUUAGAAGAUAAUAUGGAAGUAGAGAUUAAAAAUCUACUUAAUAAAUACAAAAAUAUUACAGAUUCAAAUUUGGGAAAAAUUAAGGGCAUAGAAGCCAAAUUGACGUUAAAGGAAAAUUCGAAGCCUAUCUUUAUAAAAGCUCGCCCGGUUCCUUUCAAAAUAAAAGAGUUAGUUGAGAAAGAAAUCAAAUUGCUGGUAGCAGAAGGAAUCUUGGAAAAGGUCGAUACAUCAAACUACGCGACACCAAUCGUUCCAGUAUUAAAGAAGAAUAAUAGAAUUCGUAUAUGCGGAGAUUUUAGCAUUACGGUAAAUCCGCAACUCAUUGUCGAUGAGCAUCCUUUACCAAGCAUUGAAACUCUAUUUUCGUCUAUGGCUGGAGGCACGUGUUUUUCAAAGAUUGACUUAAAACAAGCCUAUUUACAAAUGGCAGUAGACGACAAAAGCGCGGAACUGCUGACUUUAAGUACACAUAUGGGGUUAUUCAAAUGCAAAAGGUUAUUGUACGGAAUUGCCUCUGCUCCUGCAAUUUGGCAAAGAGAAAUAGAGAAUAUACUCGCUGGGUUAGAAGGUGUCGAAGUGUUUUUAGAUGACAUUAAAGUUACGGCUCCUACAAAAAAAGAACAUCUAAAAAGACUUCAACAAGUAUUUGAAAGACUAAAUACAUACAAUAUUAAAAUAAAUACGGAAAAAUGUGAAUUUUUCAGAGAUCAGAUAAAAUAUUGUGGAUACGUAAUAGAUAGAAACGGUAUACAUAAAGAUGAUACAAAAAUUGAAGCCAUCGAAAAGAUGCCUAGACCUAAGAAUACUCACGAAGUAAGAGCUUUCGUAGGAUUUAUAAACUACUACAGUAGAUUUAUAAAAGAUGCAAUGAUAUUGUUAGAACCGUUUUACAAAUUAUUACGCGGAAACAAUAAAUUUUUCUGGUCUAAAGAGUGCGAAGAUGCAUUCAUACGCGCAAAACAAGCUUUUCAGAAUAAGAACUGUUUGGCACAUUACAACCCAAAAUUACCUUUAAUUUUAGCGACGGAUGCGAGCCCAUACGGUAUUGGGGCAGUCUUGUCACACAAAUAUCCGGAUGGCAGUGAGCGAGCCAUCCAAUACAUUUCAAAAAGUCUGUCUACAAGUCAGAGGAAAUAUUCUCAAAUAGAUAAAGAGGCAUUUGCCAUAGUUUACGCGAUUAAAAGACUACACCAAUAUCUAUUUGGAAAUAAAUUCACUUUAGUGACUGACCACAGACCACUUACACAAAUUUUGUCGCCGACAAAGAGUUUACCUGUACAUGCGGCAAUGAGAAUGCAACAUUAUGCUAUCUUUUUACAAGCUUAUACUUUUGAAAUUAAAUAUAAGAAAUCGGAACAAAAUGCGAAUGCCGAUUGUUUAUCCAGACUUCCAUUGCCGGAAGACAGUUCAAACAGAGACACUAUUGAUGCAUUCUUCAUUGACACAUUUGAUAGCUUACCUGUUACGGCAGAAAGAGUGAUCAAAGCUACAAGUAAAGACUUAGAAAUAAGUAAGGUUUUAGAUGCAUUAAGGAACAGUAUUACGCUUAAAGCCAAAGACAGAUGGAACAUAGACCAAAGAGAGUUCGCCAUCGAGAACGGGGUAUUAAUACGUGGACAUCAAGUAGUCAUCCCCAAAAGUUUGAGGAAGGAAGUACUGGAGGAGUUGCAUCAAGGUCAUUUUGGAAUCUCCAAAAUGAAGAAUCUCGCGAGAGGCUACUGUUGGUGGCCGAAUAUAACCAAAGACAUAGAAGAGAUUGCAAAAAGCUGUGCAGAGUGCAAUACGUACAAGAAUAAUCCAGCAGAAGUGGAAAAACAUACAUGGGAACAACCAACAAGUCCUUUCGAAAGAGUACAUGUGGAUUUCGCGGGACCGUUUCUUGGAAAAAUGUUUUUCAUACUUGUCGACGCGUACUCAAAAUGGCCAGAAGUGCACAUUGUGGAAAAUAUCACGACCGAAACUACAAUUAAAAAGUGCAAACAAAUUUUUGCAUACUUCGGAUUACCAAAGUUGAUCAUUACGGACAACGGAAGAACGUUCGUAGCAAAGGAAUUUAAAGAUUUCCUAGCCAAGAAUGGCAUUGUGCACAAAACAACAGCACCAUACAAUCCUUCGACAAAUGGACAAGCAGAAAGAUACGUACAGAUCAUUAAACGCGCAUUAAAAAAGUUGAGUCCAGAAAGAUCUGAAAUGGAAAGUUCAUUACUCUCCAUACUCACGAGUUACAGAGGUAUACCUCAUACGAUUACGGGAAAAACUCCGUAUGAACUCAUGUUCAACAAAAAAGUACGAACUAAACUAGACCUAUUAAGACCAACUACACCAACAAGACGCGUACGUCAAGAUCAAAUUUCAAAAGAAUUCACCGUGGGAGAAAGAAUUGCAGGCAGAAACUACGGUAGACAAGAAACAUGGCUAUUUGGAAAAGUAGUAAAAAGAAUAGGAGACAUACACUACAUAAUCGAACUAGACGAUGGUAGGAAAUGGACUCGACAUGUAAACCAACUGAGGAAAAUCGGUGAAGAUACAAGGGUGCAAUGGUCACUUAACACACAUUUGCCAGACUAUCAUAUAGAUACAGAAGAAAUUAUAAAUACAGGAAAUACAAGUCCAUCGAUGGUGCCCAUCACUACUAUCUAUAUACCGAGAAGGGAAGGAGGACUAGGAAUCAUCCAGAUCAACCUACACAGAUCCAGAGCGGCGUCAGGAAUGCUAAACACGUUAAUGAACAGAAAUGAUAUUGAUAUAGCUGUUAUACAGGAACCAUGGACAAUAGCUGACAAAAUUAAAGGAUUAAGUUUUGCGGCAAAUUUAAAUGUUAACUACAAAGAAGAUAGACCUAGAACCUGUAUUAUUCAUACUAACAGAUUAAAAUCUGUUAUCCUAUCGCAAUUCAGUGAUAGAGACACCACCACAAUGCUUAUAGAAAAAUACAAUGGCUCCCAAAGAACUAACAAAAUAGUCUUCAUGUCUCUAUAUCUCCCGCACAAUUCAACGGACCCUAUAACGCCUAAAAUAGAAGCUAUACAGGACUGGAGUUACCAAAAGGGUGCUGAAUUAUUAAUUGGAGUUGAUGCUAAUGCUUGUAACGAACUCUGGGAAAGUACACGCACCAUCCCAAGGGGAAAAAAGUUAUGGACUACAUUAACGCUAAUGGACUAA